GACAAAGGUCGUUUCGUUUUUGGUCGAACACACAAGCGCUUGGGGCAGGGUUACCUCGCGAAGAGGGGCGUGGACCCUGGGGCCGACGCGUUCGCGGUGCUGCUGUCGCUUUGAUUCGACACGGUCUUCACAGGGGAAUCAAGCGAAUCUGAAACCGGCGCUCUCCCGCCGGCAGUCGUACCUCGCCUCGUACCCCGAGGCCCAAACCGCUUGACGAGGCGUUCGACUACAGCAGCGGGAGGCGAGGCCGUGGCGCGGCGAGGUCGUUUUUAGGGACUGCCGUAGAUCCGCUGGACCUGGAUAGCUCGCUGGAUUCGGCACACGCGAGUGGCGUGGGCCACGACAGCGCCCGCCAACACGAAUAUUCCACGGGCGGGGCGGGAAAGGAGGAGGAGGAGGAAGGGGGGGAGGAGGAGGAAGAGGGAGAGGAGGAGGAAGAAGGGGAGGAGGAGGAAGAGGGAGAGCAGCAGCACCAGGAGAAGGGCGACGAGUACGAGGAUGACGACACAAGCUCUGGUGAGAUGGAAGCGACAGUUUGUUCGUGCGCGACGGGGAGAGGCACCUCGUUUGGAUGGUGUUGACGGAAGUCAACCCGUGGCGCUAAAGGCAACGUGCCCAAUCACGGAAAGCGUGGGGAAGGUGUGCCGACAAGGUCGUGAAGAAAAGCAAGCUCAAGAUCUCCACUCACCGGGGAGAGAAGACGGUCAGGGUCGAUGUCGCCCGUGGGCAGGCUUUGGGAAGGGAACUCGUGGUGGACAAGAUGAAGAGACUGUGGUUACGUCACCACUCGAAGUUCUUGGAGAAGGAGAGGAAAGCUCUCGCAAAGACAAGAGAGGGAACCCGGACCGCGGAGCAGUGGGCGGAGAAGUCGGAGACUAUGGAGAUGAUAGCUCUGGAGACCGCUGUCCGCCUGUGCGAAUCGUGCAAAGAUGUGGUAAACGGAGGGAAGGGGGUGAGCGCGGAGCACCAACAUCGGGCCGAACGAACGCGGAAGAAGGCCCUUGAAAAUGUCAAAGCGAAGGGGAAGAAGUCGGCAACGGGGACCGUUGCUGACGUGCGCGGUGCUAGGGGAGGGCUAGGUAAGCGGAAGCGGAAGUCGCAAGGGGAACCCCUCCACGCCGGCUUAACCUCGUUGGGCUCGGACGGCGUCUUGGGAGGGAGUGGGGGCGGAGAAGAAGAGGCAGACUCGGACGAUGACGACGACGUCGUCAUCGAGGGCGAGGACGACGGAAGCUGCUUAGCAAAGGAGCAACCGCGCAGGGACGACGUAGGGAAGGCCGUGGCGUCCGGCAACCUCGGGAGGCAGGUGAGGUCAGCGCGUCGCUCGGCUAGGUCGUAUGAGUCGGAGGAUGCCGGGGGGGAGGAGUUGGUGAAGACCCUCGCGGGUUACAUGGUGAGGAAGAUGGCAAGGGAGGAGGAGAAGGAAAGGGCACAAGGGGAUCUACGCCUCCGGCACCGACCCCAGCUACCGCCGCGGCGGUAGUUUCGGGCACCUCUUCUCGUCCCGCCGCGGUCGGGGUUGACGGCCCCGGCGAAGAACUUGGGCCUGGGGCCCGGACGAAUGCGCGCCUCGAGGUUGGAGGGGUGACGGGACAGGCACCAGCUGGACGGCGAAUCCGCAGUGACGACGUCCGCCUUCCGGGCUUAUUGGGUCGUGGGGCGUCGUCAUCCUCCGCUGCACCCCUGGGAGCUCGUCCGUCUGGCGGGUUAGCUUCGAGGCCCCCAUGGAAGCCUUGACGAAGAUGCUGUCGCGACCGUGGUAGUGGAAUGCGGGUCGGGUCUGCGCCAUUAUGCCUUCGCCGUCAGGGGCGCAGCUCCCGCGCUUCCAUGGUUUGUUGCGUACGGCGGCGUGUUUGAUUGCGGAUUGUCGUGUCCAAGUAUGUGUGUGUGUUUUUUUUUCUCUUCGUGUGUCGUGUGCCGUUCUUUUCUUCUCCAUGCCUCAAGUAAUCGUUGUCGGCGAGAAGGGGUCGCAUGGACUGACCGUUUUUUCCUCGUUUUUUUUUCGGCGACCACCCUCCAAUGUACCUGCUAUCGACACCACCUGUCGCGGGCGCCGGAUGCGCUUUUGUUUUUCGCGUGUUUGUUUUGCAGCUUGCUGGAGAAUGUCGUAUUCGGGCGCGUUUUUUUUUUUUUGUUUUGUUCGGUGUGACCGUUUUUUUUUUUCUUGUCCAGAUCAGUGAAAAGUGUUGGACUCGGGCGACAAUGUUAUUUUUAUUGGUUCUUUUCCGAUUAUUGUUGUGCCCAACUCUCGGGAAACUUUUCGUUUGUUUUCUUUUCAUUUCUUUCGAUGCAUGAUGGGACGAUGCAGAGGGUUUCUACUAUCCUAUGCACGUCAUUCUCCCCAUCCCUUGCGUGUUUGUAUUUCUAUUGCCUUUUGAUGUGUUCAUCUGGCUACAUUGUUGGUGUCACUUCGACCAACAAAAAGUUCUUUGCACAUCACCGCCAGGGGGGGGUGCGUCCGGGCGUUUUUGUAUUUUUGCUGAGCAAGGAAGGGCUGUUACGAUUCACGUAUCGUUUGGCGUGAUAGGCGAACCGUGAGUUGGAUAAGCGUUGUCUUCCUGUGGCAGAACAGCCGUUUGAAUCAUUCGUGAUGAAGACGGCGUGAUGGCGUUGGAUUAAUGAGGGGUUUUGAUUCGGUGGCCGGGUUUCCCCUGUUUUUUUUUGUUUCUUGUGUUGUGGCUGUGUUUCGGUCCUUGGCAGACGUAUUUCUAUGCGCGAGUGAAGAGUCACUGGCAUAAACAAUCUUGGGAAUUACACAGUCCAAAGUUGCUGUUGCGUGAGUUGGGAGAUACAUGGAGGAUAUGUGGUGGGAGACGUUCGGU
Ectocarpus sp. CCAP 1310/34 is the source of this 2822-nucleotide messenger RNA. The record is from the annotation of a GenBank genome assembly. NCBI's taxonomy places the organism in Eukaryota, Phaeophyceae, Ectocarpales, Ectocarpaceae.